UCUUGUUCUCAGCCUGCCCCUGUUUUUUCAGGUCUGUGCUGGAAACAACGUCACUGAUUACUAUGACUCCAACACCACCAUCGACUACAACGAGUUCGAGGUCCUGUGUGAGAAGGAUGAUGUCCGUAACUUCCGCGCUGUCUUCCUCCCAGCCAUGUAUGCCCUCAUCUGCUUCACAGGGCUGCUGGGGAAUGGGCUGGUGGUGCUCACCUACAUCUACUUCAAGAGGCUCAAAACCAUGACAGACAUCUACCUGUUGAACCUGGCUCUGGCAGACAUCCUCUUCCUGCUGACUCUCCCCUUUUGGGCCAUAACUGUAGCCAAGCACUGGCUUUUUGGGAAGUUUGCUUGCAAAGCUGUGUAUUGCAUCUGCAGAAUGAGUUUCUUCAGUGGGAUGCUGCUCCUCCUGUCCAUCAGCAUUGACAGGUACUUUGCCAUUGUCCAGGCUGCCUCAGCCCACCGCUUUCGUCCCCGGAUGAUAUUCAUCAGCAAGGUUACAUGCAUCCUCAUUUGGCUCCUGGCCUUCAUCCUCUCAAUCCCCGAGUUGGUUCACAGUGGUGUAAAUAACGUGAACAACAAUCCCCAUUGCUCCAUCAUCGCUCACGACUUGCAGACCUUCAAUGCUGGCAUCAAAGUGUCCCAAAUGGUUUUUGGCUUCUUAUUCCCCUUGCUGGUCAUGUCUGCCUGCUACCUCAUCAUCAUCAAAACAUUACUGCAGGCCCGCAACUUCGAGAAGAAUAAAGCCAUCAAGGUCAUCAUUGCCGUGGUCAUUGUCUUCGUUGUCUUCCAGCUGCCCUACAAUGGGGUCAUGCUGGCCAAGACCAUCUCAGCCUUCAACCGCACCAGCUCGUGUGAGGAGAGCAAGCAGCUGGACGUGGCAGAUGAUGUGACCUACACCCUGGCCUGCUUCCGAUGCUGCCUCAAUCCUUUCCUCUAUGCCUUCAUUGGCAUCAAAUUCCGCAACGACCUCUUCAAGCUUCUGAAGGAAUUGGGCUGCCUGAGCCAGGAGCGCCUCUGGCAGCUCUCGACCUGCCGCGAGAGCAAGAGGUUCUCCUAUGCCAUGGAGACAGAGACAACCACAACCUUCUCCCCUUGA
This is a messenger RNA of Melopsittacus undulatus (budgerigar), 1096 nucleotides long. It is a transcript of the gene CCR7, whose product is annotated as C-C motif chemokine receptor 7. Gene Ontology annotation, molecular function: chemokine (C-C motif) ligand 21 binding; chemokine (C-C motif) ligand 19 binding; C-C motif chemokine 19 receptor activity. The coding region runs from base 155 to 1096 and encodes 313 amino acids. Gene Ontology annotation, cellular component: external side of plasma membrane; membrane. The record is from RefSeq and is a predicted model, not a curated record. Gene Ontology annotation, biological process: positive regulation of cytosolic calcium ion concentration; inflammatory response; calcium-mediated signaling. NCBI's taxonomy places the organism in Eukaryota, Metazoa, Chordata, Aves, Psittaciformes, Psittaculidae. The transcript is spliced from 2 exons.